UAAGCCAAAUAUACUCCUUUUCUUAAAUCAGUCUAAGUUUUUGACACUUGUAAGGAAAAGCCCUAUGUAUCAUAGCACAAAAUAAUUUCAUUUAUUAAACAUCACAAAAAGUCUAAAAAUCCUCUUUCAUAUCUUUCUAUACCUUGGUGUCACUCAGAAUGUCAGCUGUGCUAAAUCCCUAGUCUCACUCUCUCAAAACUCCCAGAAACCAUCUCUCCUAAAGUCAGCUCAUUCUAGGUCUUUUUUUCUUACGCCCUUACUCAAACUUUGCUGGUUGUCUUCCUUAUCCCCACCCCAUCCCACCUUCUCCAAAACAAAAAAUCUAACUGAGCCUUGCAGAUCAGCCUAGCCUUCUGAAGCUCCUUUUGCUUCUUUACCUCUACUCCUUAUUGAGAUCAGCACAAUUAAUGCUUGUUUGAACAACAAAUGAUCCUUUCUCUCUGGAAGGGUGAAAGUAUGGAAAUAUUUACAUGUUAAAUGUUCUGUUCUAGUCUCAUUUGUAUUCAGUACAAAUAGUGUGUUUGCUUGGACAUUAAUUUUAUUUGCAAAUAGCUACAGCUGGGGGUCCCUUUGGGUAAGUCUUGCUAAGAUACUGCAUUGGUGGGUUUUUUGUUUGUCUGUUCAUUUUGUUUUUGUUUUGUUUUUUAAGGGGAUGGGGAAGGAAUCAAAGUAGUCAAAUCAGUUUGGUUGUUUUUACAAGCCUGAGAAAUGGUCAAAUUCUGGAUUCAGACCAAGCACACCAUGCUAGAGGCAAUUUAAUGACCUCCCGCCCUCUUGCCUUUUUCCCCUCUUUGGGAACAUUCUUGGAUUUUCUACAGAAACAGCCAGAGGCUCCCAAUUGACAAUUGCCUCACUCAGCAGUUUCUUGUUAGCACAUUUAUCAGCCACUGUUCCCAGGACUCUCUUAAGUGUCCUAAGAAUAUUGACUCAUUCAAAAGCAGCCCAGUUGUAGUUGGGAGAGCACCAGCACUUGCUCUAUAAAGAUCUAGAUUGUCUCUCUACCUCAAGAGGAAUCCAAAGUCCUAUUAUGCUGGACUCUCAAAUGAUCCCCAGCCCUUUGGUGCUCACACUGUUUAUGAGCAGUCUGAAUUUCAUUCUUGGGUCUACCUAAACCGGCACUCUCGGGCUAUGGGGCCCAGUGGGGAGACCACCUAACAUGCUGGCUGCCUGGAGCCCAGGGAACUGUCAAGAUGGCUCUGGAAGACUUCUCACCUUUUAAAAGCCCCAUAUUUCUUUUACAUAUCUUUUCGUCUUCAUGAAUUUUGCCAACCACAACGGACUAAAAUCUAUUAUAGUGACCUGGAAAGGUGGGGAAAAGAUGAGAUAGUUGAAUAGAGUUUAAUGAAGGGACUAUUUAAAAAGGUGUGGAUGGGGUUAAAGGAAACCUCUGGGCGUCAUUACCCACCCCAGGCCUGAAGCGGCAAGGGUAGUUAGUGGUAACCAGAACCUGGAGGAAACUGCAGGAGAGGGCCACAGGAUGGGAGUAAUGGCUUUCAGAUGAAGAACAUAGCCACUGCUAACAGGGUGGCCCGCUGGGGAUGCAGGGGAGGUCCUGAAUCACAUUCUGCCUUCAGAUCUGCUGGUGCCUCCCACUUGCCAAAACCAAUUGAAAGCCAGAUUAUAGUUGACGUAGCCCAUAAAGGUCAGUCCUGAGUCACAGAGUGGAGUGGACAGUGGGUCUGAAGGGACAGAGGAAAAAGCAACAGGCAACUCCUGUUUUUUCCUCAGAGUCAGCACCUUGGUUCAGCCCUCACCCUUUCUUGCCUGUUCCCUGGACCCAUCAAAUCCACUGCUUUUGAUGACCAGUCUGUUUCCAAGAGGCUAUAUUCAUUCCACCUGGGACUGCGGCAUAUGGACCUGGGUAGAAGAACCAGGUGUGCAGUGUCAAGACCCUUCCUUCAGAGACCUCAUCAGUAAAAUGUCGGGUGGACUCGGGAUGCCCGAAGACUUUUCCGGACCAGGAUUUUCCGAUGCUGGACACAUGUUUAAACAUCAAGGAAUCGACUUGCGACUUUUAAGCACAAACAAUGGGUGGAAAUGGACAGAAACUGCCUCCCUGCCCACUUGCAGCGGACUACAUAGCCCUGGCAGGCAAUUUCUUCAAACAGGCGCCCUCCAAGGGCGUAAGCUAGAGGGGCCCGGGCAGGCGCUUUCCCGUACUUUGACCCUCCCACCUCGCGGGUAGAGGAAGUCCUUCAGUUCAGUCACAACCCUCGGCGCCCCCGGCAGUCUCCGACUCCGGCGCGAGUCAGGUUGUGGGGCCGGGAGGGGGUGGUGGCGGCGGAGAGCGCAGGCGCAGAGUCUGCGCCGGCGGCGCCCCUCUCUCUCCGCACCCCUCCGGGCAGCGCCCGCUUUGAUUUUCUCAGGCGAGUGCACGCCCGCCUCAGUCGCCUCUGGGGGCACCUUCCUCGCCGCGACACGCAGGUAACCGGGCCCCGGGAGCCGGUCGGCGGCGGCGGACUGGGACCUUGACCCUGCCUGCCCGGCCGCCCCACAGGGGAAUGAGAGCGGACCCCGAACUCCACACACCCGCGUUUAGCCGCCACACCUAAGGGGCAGAACAGUCUUUUUGGGUAAGGGCCGGGUUGGAGGCGACGCGCCCCGCCCGCUUUGCAGACCUCGGGGUGCUCUGCACGACGCCUGAAAGGCCGCGGGGCUCGCAUUUCUCUGCGCUCACCUCCUGGAGAACCGGGACACGGGGACGGCAGGGCCAGCAUCGGCUACGGCCCGGUUUCCCGUUUCUUUCCGCUGUCGCGUGUCUGGGCCCUCCUGCAGCGUCCAUGAUGAAAGCCAGGGGCUGUUGCUUUCCUCUCGCCCAGUAGCCCACCCAAGCAAGGGAAUUGACUAUCUGAAGAAAUGGAUACUUCUCCCUCCAAAAAAUAUCCAGUUAAAAAACGGGUGAAAAUACAUCCCAACACAGUGAUGGUGAAAUAUACUUCUCAUUAUCCCCAGCCUGGGGAUGAUGGAUAUGAAGAAAUCAAUGAAGACUAUGGAAAUUUUAUGGAAGAAAAUCCAAAGAAAGGUCUGCUGAGUGAAAUGAAAAAAAAAGGAAGAACUUUCUUUGGAACCAUGGAUACCCUGCCUCCACCAACAGAAGACCCAAUGAUCAAUGAGAUUGGACAAUUCCAGAGCUUUGCAGAUAAAAACAUUUUUCAGUCCCGAAAAAUGUGGAUAGUGCUGUUUGGAUCUGCUUUGGCUCAUGGAUGUGUAGCUCUUAUCACUAGGCUUGUUUCUGACAGGUCUAAAGUACCAUCUCUAGAACUGAUUUUUAUCCGUUCUGUUUUGCAGGUCUUAUCUGUGUUAGUUGUGUGUUACUAUCAGGAGGCCCCCUUUGGACCCAGUGGAUACAGAUUACGACUCUUCUUUUAUGGUGUAUGCAAUGUCAUUUCUAUCACUUGUGCUUAUACAUCAUUUUCAAUAGUCCCUCCCAGCAAUGGGACCACUAUGUGGAGAGCCACAACUACAGUCUUCAGUGCCAUUUUGGCUUUUUUACUCGUAGAUGAGAAAAUGGCUUAUGUUGACAUGGCUACAGUUGUUUGCAGCAUCUUAGGUGUUUGUCUUGUCAUGAUCCCCAACAUUGUUGAUGAAGAUAAUUCUUUGUUAAAUGCCUGGAAAGAAGCCUUUGGGUACACCAUGACUGUGAUGGCUGGACUGACUACUGCUCUUUCAAUGAUAGUAUAUAGAUCCAUCAAGGAGAAGAUCAGCAUGUGGACUGCACUGUUUACCUUUGGUUGGACAGGGACAAUUUGGGGAAUAUCUACUAUGUUCAUUCUUCAAGAACCCAUCAUCCCAUUAGAUGGAGAAACCUGGAGUUAUCUCAUUGCUAUAUGUGUCUGUUCUACUGCAGCAUUCUUAGGAGUUUAUUAUGCCUUGGACAAAUUCCAUCCAGCUUUGGUUAGCACAGUACAACAUUUGGAGAUUGUGGUAGCUAUGGUCUUGCAGCUUCUCGUGCUGCACAUAUUUCCUAGUAUCUAUGAUGUUUUUGGAGGGGUAAUCAUUAUGAUUAGUGUUUUUGUCCUUGCUGGCUAUAAACUUUACUGGAGGAAUUUAAGAAGGCAGGACUACCAGGAAAUACUAGACUCUCCCAUUAAAUGAAUACUUGAUUAUUAUUAUCUCCUUAAUGUUCAAUUAUUAAUACGUAUACUGCCAUUUUAAUGUUUACCUAUGAAUGUCUUUUGUGUUAUAUAAUUGACAGAGUGCUAUAUAAUAUAUAAUAUAUACAAAUGCAGAAAAUUUAUUCUAGUCUAAUAUAUUCAAAUACAAAUAUUAAAUUAUAAAAUACGUUAUGAAUCUGGUAUCUUUAUUGGUAUUUAUCAGUGUCCAGGUAAAUUGUAGUAGAAGGAGAAUAUUAACUGCUAUUACUAAAUAAUAGAAGACUCAAAGAAAUGACCCCUUUCAGAUGGAACUGAAGUUCAGAAAUUAGAAAUGUUCUACAAAUGUUCAACAAAACUCCUUCAUUUGUGAAAAAUACACUAUAAGGUGAAAUGUUGAACACCAAACCCUGUUUUGUCAUCUACUUGCAUUAGAAAACUAGAAGUCAUAGGGCUGGGUUGAGGCAGGAAAAGAGGAAACAAGGGAAAAGAAGUGGCUUUUUAAUGACAAUGGGUGGUUGUCCAAAGUUAGAACAGGAAAUUGGUAUUCCCCUUAUUAUGGCUACAUUAGGUGAUACAUAGGAAACAGAAAUAGGGAGAAGUGUGGAUUCUCGCCAGUCCCACCUAGUCCAUGCCAUUUUGUCCCUGAUGUUCGGAGACUUAACGUUGGGGUAGGGUCUGCUUAUCCUCAGUUAUGUAGAUCUCUUCCAAGGCUGCCCUUGUUUAUGAUUUUGUGGCUAAUGUAUGUGUAAACUGCAGUAAACGUACUCCUUACUCCUGAAAAAGGCACCAACAGUAAUCACAGUAUAGCAGAAAAUUGACAUGGUAUCCUGAGAUUCUUUU
Molecule: messenger RNA, 4934 nt
Organism: Cercocebus atys (sooty mangabey)
Lineage: Eukaryota; Metazoa; Chordata; Mammalia; Primates; Cercopithecidae
Gene: SLC35G2
Product: solute carrier family 35, member G2
Exons: 2
Coding region: 2857-4095 (412 amino acids)
Cellular component (GO): plasma membrane
Source: RefSeq, a predicted model, not a curated record